CGAGUUCGUCUAAACCCCCAAAGGCCAAAAACCAAUUCCCGACGGCGAGUACGACCUAGAAAUCUAGGGCACGCAGGACGGCACACGGUGGCUCAGAUCGCUCAGGCGCUCAGCAAUCGGACCGUCGGACGGCGCACUGGCGGAUGCUGCUCUAAUUUCUCUUUGGUGGACGGUGGUAAUUGGUAAAAUGAGACUUUAAUUAACCAUUGAGAUAUUCAACCCAUGCCAAAUUGACUUCGAACAUUCAGAGCCACCAUAAAUGGAAGGUUUGCAUGCCCUCGGGGAAAAAAAACAUGUGCCGGAAAGUGAGUGGUAAUUUGGAAACUGAGAUCUGCUCUUCGGUGAUAACUGGUAAGCAGAGCUGCAAAGGCCUGACUCCUGACUCCUGAGAACUGCUGCCUAAGUCCUAAGUGCUUAAGAGCGACGGGCGACGGCGACCCAGCGACCGUACUUACGAAUGAAGAACGAGAAUCUCAACACUUGAAGCAGCCCAGCUAUCUCCUCAUAAAGCAUCUGCUUAUGGCAACUCUUGGUGAUGCUUUCUUAGCAGAUUUGGAUGAAUUAUCUGACAAUGAAGCUGAUAUUCUUGACGACAAAUAUGGGGAAGCUGAACACAUGGAGGAAGAUGUUGAUGGUGAGCUAGCCGAUAUAGAAACACUUAAUUAUGAUGAUCUGGAUAGCGUCUCUAAAUUGCAGAGGACGCAACGUUAUAUCAACAUUAUGCAGAAAGUAGAAGAAGCACUGGAAAAGGGUUCGGAAAACUCAGAUAAAGGGACAAUGGUUCUGGAAGAUGAUCCGGAGUACCAGCGUAUUGUUGAUUGUAAUGCAUUGUCGGUUGAUAUUGAAAAUGAAAUUAUAAUAAUCCAUAAUUUCAUACGUGAUAAGUACCGUUUGAAAUUCCCAGAGUUGGAGUCUCUGGUUCACCACCCGAUUGACUAUGCCCGGGUGGUUAAGAAAAUUGGGAAUGAGAUGGACCUCACCCUUGUUGAUCUUGAAGGGCUGUUGCCUUCAGCUAUUAUCAUGGUGGUUUCGGUUACAGCAUCAACUACAAAUGGUAAGCCACUUCCUGAAGAUGUCUUGCAGAAGACGAUAGAAGCAUGUGAUCGUGCGUUCACUCUGGAUUUAUCAAAGAAGAAAGUCCUCGAUUUUGUGGAGAGCCGAAUGGGUUAUAUUGCACCGAACCUCUCUGCUAUUGUAGGAAGUGCUGUUGCUGCAAAACUCAUGGGGAUUGCCGGUGGGCUUUCUUCAUUAGCAAAGAUGCCUGCUUGUAACGUGCAACUUCUUGGUGCUAAACGGAAGAACCUUGCCGGGUUCUCCACGGCGGCGUCCCAAUAUCGAAUUGGAUAUCUCGAGCAGACAGAAAUGUUUCAGACCACUCCUCCGUCUCUUAAGAUGCGUGCCUGCCGACUGUUGGCUGCGAAAUCUACCCUUGCGGCACGUGUUGACUCAACAAGGGGAGAUCCAACAGGGAAAACUGGACGAUCUCUAUUAGAAGAGAUCCGUAAGAAGAUUGAGAAAUGGCAAGAGCCACCCCCUGCGAAGCAGCCUAAACCCCUUCCAGUUCCAGAUUCUGAACCUAAAAAAAAAAGAGGUGGGCGCAGAUUAAGAAAGAUGAAAGAAAGGUAUGCUGUUACAGACAUGCGGAAGCUAGCGAACAGAAUGCAGUUUGGUGUGCCUGAAGAGAGCUCAUUGGGGGAUGGUUUGGGUGAGGGAUAUGGAAUGCUUGGUCAGGCAGGAAGUGGUAAAUUACGUGUAUCACUUGGUCGGAGCAAGCUUGCUGCCAAAGUUACAAAGAAAUUUAAGGAUAGGAGUUAUGGAAGCGGUGGUGCUACAUCAGGACUGACAUCAAGUUUAAGCUUCACCCCUGUACAGGGGAUUGAACUUUCAAACCCACAACCAUAUGCAAACCAGCUAGGCUCAGGAACUCAGAGUACUUACUUUUCAGAAACUGGGACAUUUUCCAAGAUCAAGAGAACAUAAAUACAUCCAAGUCCUGAGGAUGAUUGAUUGUCAUCUUAAAUAAAUAUCAUGUGUUGAUAUUCCCUGGCUGGCCUGGAGCCCGUGCUUGUCAUCAAUCCUCUUAAAUGAUACCCCUAUUUUUGUUUGCUUUUGUUUUAUGUUUUUUCUCUAGUUUUAUCGGAGUAGGUAAACCUUGAAAUUGAUGUAACGAGAAUACCUGCAAUUUUCAGCUUUAGUUUACUAGUUCAUUAUCUGAAACUCUGAAAGUCUCUUAUUAAUAUGAGGCUUUUUGAACUGAAGUAAACUUAUUUACAAAAGUAUGAAUAAUAGUUACUAUAGUCCUAUAGUCACCAAGUGUAAAAGUUGAACAAAAAAUAAUAUGACUAAGUUACUACUAUAGUCAUUAUAGUCAUUACUUGUAA
Messenger RNA from Cuscuta europaea, 2381 nucleotides. NCBI's taxonomy places the organism in Eukaryota, Viridiplantae, Streptophyta, Magnoliopsida, Solanales, Convolvulaceae. The record is from the annotation of a GenBank genome assembly.